Molecule: messenger RNA, 829 nt
Organism: Fragaria vesca subsp. vesca
Lineage: Eukaryota; Viridiplantae; Streptophyta; Magnoliopsida; Rosales; Rosaceae
Product: G patch domain and ankyrin repeat-containing protein 1 homolog
Exons: 6
Coding region: 92-655 (187 amino acids)
Molecular function (GO): nucleic acid binding
Source: RefSeq, a predicted model, not a curated record
AAUGAAGGACCUACAAGAAAAAGCUCGCGGAAAGGACAUUGGGAACAAUAUAUUUGGGGAUUGCAAAAGUAAGUAGAGCCGAGAGGCGGUGAUGGUGCAGUCAUCUUCUUCGGCCAUAGACUCUUCCAAUAUUGGGUUUCAGGGUAGGUUAGAGCCUGGGCAAGCUUACUUGAAGCAAAGCAAACGAGGCUUAGGAGCAGAUGCACCAAACAAAAGAUCGUUGCAAGUUUCAGAAAACGAGUCUAGUGGAAUGUCUGAAAAGAACAUUAACGGCAAGAAUUGGGUUCAGGAUGAAGAAAUGACGGCUUCAAGUUCAUCAACAACCAUUAACUCAUCCAAUAUAGGCUUUCAGCUAUUGAAGAAACAUGGUUGGAAAGAAGGAACUGGUCUUGGCAUUUCUGAGCAGGGAAGGCUGGAGCCUAUACAAACGUACUUGAAGAAUAAUAAGCGGGGACUGGGAGCAGAUAAAGUACAGAAGGUUUUAAAGCCCCCUGAUCCUUCUCCCUUGAAUGAAAAAAGUGGCCAGGAGCUGCAUAAGAAAAAAUCCAAGGGACUCUCAAAGAAGAUGAAGAAGAUGCAGGAGUUAGAAAGUAGAUUACAAGAGAAAGAAUUUGAGCGAGCCUUUUUCAGGGAGUUCUGGCCAGAUAAUGUUUGACAUUGCCUUCUCUAUUGUCUUGUCCAACAACUUGCUUAUCAAAUUGUACAGGGAUUUACUUUUCCUUCCUUUAUUAUGUAAAAUGUAUUUUCAACUCUAUUGAAUCUGCCAAUAAGAGCAGUAUUGUACAAUUCUAUGAUGCUAAAUGAAUUUGCCACAAGUUUGAGUUUCAAU